AGCCGCCAACGAAACUUUUGACAGUCUACAAUUAAUUUCUAAUUCAUUAUCACUCACCAUCGACACCAUGGCUGCUGCUGAUACCCUUGAUACCGCUGCCCCUGAUACUCCUUCCAGUCCUAACAUGCCCGCCCUGGACCGAGAGGACAACGGUACUAUCGAGGAUGCAGAUGCUUGGGUCGCCUUGGAGAAAUGGGUGGAUCAGUUAGUGGUGAAUGGGGAGGAGGACAUCAAUCCGACGCCCGUGGGGAGCACUACCAGUACAUGUACUAAUGCUAAUAAGGACGACGAAGAGCAAUAUGAUGCUUUGCUGGCAGUGCAACGGCAUGAAAACCAAGAAGCCUUUGAGAAAUCGUUGGCCAAGGAAAUGGAACGUUUAUCAAUGGAAGAAUUGGAUCGUCGCUACGGAGAGAUUCACGGCGUGGCACCCGUCAUCCAAGAGGAGCCCGAAUUUGUCGCUCAAAAGCUCGAGGAAAUGGACCAAGCGUUGAACGAGCUCGUGCAGGCAGCAGCGACAGCUGAGGAAGGCAAGUCCUCAUUAUCCAUUCAGUAUUACCAAAAGGCUCUGGUAGAAGAGCCUCUCUACGUCCAAGACCCCAAGUUCCGACUCAAGUUUCUACGGGCCGAUUCCUUUGACGCAAUCAAGGCGGCCCGUCGGCUCGUCUUUUAUCUGGAGAAAAAGGUCUAUCAUUUUGGCAUGCAAACGCUCUGUCGAGAAGUACAAAUGAGUGACUUGACAGAAAAGGAUCUCAAAACACUACAGGCCGGAUCCGUGCAACAAUUACCCUUUCGAGAUCGAUCCGGACGGGCCAUCUUUUUGGAUCCCUUUAUAUUUGGACCCAAACUCUAUUCGGACAUUCGAUCCCAUUACAAGUGUCUCUGGUAUAUGGCUCUCUGUGCUGCCGAAGAUGAAGAAACACAACGCAAUGGGUACAUUCACAUUUUUUGGUUUGUCGACAAGUUUUUGGGCUUGGACACGGACGCCAAUACCGAGUUUCGAAAAUACGUCAUUGAAUCCCAGUGGUGGCUUCCCAUUCGACCAGUCUCCAGUGUGCAUGUCUGUAUUGCCAUGAGUAGUGGCAGUACCGAAAUGGAACGCAAAGUCAAGGAGGUUGUUUCCAGAACGGUCAUUGCCGUCAGUCCCAAAGAAACCCGAUACAGCAUCAAAGUGCACAAGGAAAAAUCACAGCAAGAUAUUUUGGCCAAACUGGUCACCUAUGGCAUUCCCAUUCAACAGGGAUUCCCCGUGUCCUCUAAAACAGGAACCAUCACCAAGACGGCGUCGCACAAACAAUGGUUGGCCAAACGAACGGAAAAGGAAGAAUCCAUUCAAAAAGACGGGGGAUUGUCCUGGAGUUUGUCUGCCAGCCACAACAGAAUUGAUCUACCCACCAACCAAGAUGUGCUGCUGGGCAAGGGAUUAGUCAUCAAUCAACAUCCGGGGAACAUUGCCUAUCGACGUAUGAUUGAAUCCAUGGUGGAUGAUUACAUUCGGGCACUCAAAACGGAAAAGGCCGCCAUGACGUGGAAAGUGGUACAGACCAUUCAACAACAAAAGGGCGGGGGUCGUUUUCUCAAACAACAAUCCGCAAAAAGCUUUUGGUGGGUGGAAGCGACCGAUAAGGAGGCCCGUCAAAAAGUGGGCAAGGCGUUUGUCGCACAAGCCAGUGUGCGAAAGGAGCAGCUUCUCAAGCAAGGGGGCGGUGCGCUGCUGGACGAUGAUGUCGCCUUGGUGACGAUACGAGCACGAGAAGAUGGGAAACGAAUCAAGGUGUUCACACGAAGUAGUGAUCGAUGAUAGAUAGAACAGUGCUUUCUUUCUUCACAAUCCUUUCGCUAUAGUUGUCUGCUAUACUCUUGGGAAAUAACGUCGGUUUAGGUGGUUCGGUAGCUCGAGAAGACCCAGCACCUGAGACUUUCGGUCUAUAAUGACACAACCUUCUGCUCGGAACCAGAGGUUUCUUUGGCCAUACGUGUGCUUUGCUCUUGGUUGUGUUGCUCUCUCCAACGUCAACUCGGUGUGACGAAAGUCACCUUGUCGUAAAGUUUUUGGUGGCUAUGGCUGUUUAUGCCGUGGAGCCGACAAUGCCAAGGUAGUAUGGUUGAAUCAUCUUAUCGGCAUAUUGAUCUCCUAGAUUCAAAGUGACCAUCUCGUACCUCGUACCGGUAGGUGUGUGCCAUAACAUGGUUGCGAAAGCUUGGGUAGGGAUCGGUUCCAGCUCAUUGAGUGCCGAGUAAUCGAAUAGAAUCGCUCAAGCUAUGCAGUGGAAAUAUUGGUAGGAUUCUUCAAAAAGUCAUGAUUGUCGGCACCAAACAGGUCCAUUGUUGUUCUUUUAUUAAGUUCUUCCAAUUCGCACAGUUUCACGAGCAGCACUGGCUGCAGAGGCUAUGGCAAUGGAUUUUUGUUCCAUCAUGGCACUGACGCUCGCCAAGGCCUUGGCAAGAAGAUCCGUGAUCAAAACAGAGCCUGCAACAGUCCCACCGCCACAAAAUCCGAUAGAAAACAACGAUCCAACAUAUUUGCUCUUGAGGAAGGAAAUUGCACUGCGGAGAUCUUCACACUUACUUGCGAGAUGCGUCGUCAUCACCAAAAAAUCUUCCUGGUACAGUCAAAUCCAGCAGGGAUAUAGAGGUUUCCUGAAAGAGUCAAUCCUUGCUCAAAAAUAAUACUCUUGUGUAGAUGUCAUGGUGAUGAGUGUAGUUUUGGACCUACCGGUACCGGAGGUUUGUUUUGGUUUUCUUGGGUUUUGUGAGUCGAGCUCCAAAACUCGGAAAGCGUUUUGGAUCUUUCGAGAGUCGUGACUCACAUCGUAAUUACUCCAGAAUAAAGACUUAUGCAUACUCUUUACUAGUAGUACUCAAGUAUUAAUAGUGUUCUUUAGAAUGUACCAGGUAGCCUCCUCGGAAAUAAGGGAUCUGUGGUCAUCAGUGGUUAAAAGUGGGUGGAUCAAGAUCUACGGUAGACCAAAGAGCAAGCGUACAACAAACUUUAAUAGCCCUUGGUAUUAAGCUAUCUCUAAGAAAGCCUCAAUGCUGAGAUCACCUCAGUAGUAUCACCAAUAUUCAUACUGAACUUAUCUUAUAAUCUAUUUUAGCUAGCUCAGGAUCCAUCACCAGUGUAAUGU
Molecule: messenger RNA, 3125 nt
Organism: Seminavis robusta
Lineage: Eukaryota; Bacillariophyta; Bacillariophyceae; Naviculales; Naviculaceae
Source: the annotation of a GenBank genome assembly